CCCCGCGCCAGCCAGAGACGAGGCCCCGCCCCCGGAACAGCGGCUAGCGCCGGCCUUAAAGCAGCAACGGCACUCUGACUCCAGCAACCGCAAUUAAAAGGGCAACUCCACUUAGGCGCUGUUUUGCCACACGCUGACUGGCAGGGAGACGGCGUAGCCAAGCGGUUUCUCACAAGACCCUAACACCGGAGACCCUCCCACUCCACACGUGGCAAGGACUGCAAGAGAAACAAUAAAAACAGACAAAACGUUGCGCGCAAAACUGUAUGCUGCCUACCCGGGUAGCCCCCUCUCCGCCCGGCCGCUGGGGGCGCUGGGGAGCCUGCCCCAGGCCCGCGCCCCGAUUGGCUCCUUCAGAGCGGCGUGCCGACGUCCGGCCCCGCGGCGUCUCUGCAGCUUGGAUGCCUCGGGACGGUGCUGUGUAACCGCCGCCGAGUGCCCGCGAGCGCCCGAAGAUUUCCUCCUAACCGCAGCUCAUCUUUUAGUUGUCGACUGCAGUUCAUUCAUGGAAAUCACCAUUUGACUGAAAUUAAGGGAAAGGGACAGUAACUAUACUCCCCAAAUCAUAGAUCUUUUUAAUUUUGAAGUGUUUGGAUGUUUACAGAAGAUCAUUUGAAAACUGCUUUAGGAAUCAAAGAGCAUGGAUCCCAGCAGUGACUACCAUUUCCUCAAUCAGAUUUUGUGGCAAAGAGUGAAACUCACUUUGGUUUCUGGCAUCUUUGAAGGCGUGCUCCAGCAUGUGGACCCUAAUAAGAUUGUUGUCCUGAAGAAAGGUAGCAGAUGUCUUUCAAUUUUCCAUGGAAACUGGUGGCUUUCUUCCAAACUGCAUCAGUACUUUACAGGAAAGUUUAAUAAGACACCUUGAUGUAGCCCCUAAGUAUCUCUCCUUUCUAGAAGACAGACAAAAAUUGAUUAAGGAAAAUCCAGAGGUGUGGUUCACACGUCCUCUUCCACCCUCUUUACUGAAAAUGUUGGCCCUGGAAGCAACCUACCUGCUCCCUCUUCGCACAGCACUCCUUGACGAGAUGAUGUCUGACCUCACCACCCUGGUGGGUGGCUACCUAAACACCUGCCGAGGAGGCUCUGCAGACCAGCUUGUAGGCACAGAGCCUACAUGUAUGGAGCUGCCAGAGGAACUGCUUCAACUCAAAGACUUCCAGAAGCAGCGCAGAGAGAGAGCUGCGAAAGAAUAUAGGAUGAAUGCACAAGGACUCCUAAUAAGGACCGUGCUACAUCCAAAGAAAUCAGAUACAGCAACAGCAGGAAAAGGGAAAAAAGUCAGAGGCUUCUUUUUUUGUAAAGAUCCUAGGGAAGAGAAGCCGCCAAGUCUGACAUCCCAUGAAUUUCACGAGGAUGGGAAUUUUUUGAAAGGAGAAUUUAAAACAACAGUAAAAUCUGAACAUCUCCCUCCUAUAAAAAAGGGAGAAACCAGUGAGGGUUCCAGUAGCAGACUUAUUUGCCCUGAGUCAAAAAGAUCAGAAGAUGGGAGGAUAACUCAGAAAGAAUACUUUAUGUUGCCCAAGCAUGAGUUUCAGGCAAGUUUUUCUGUGAAAGAAGAGCAAUUCUUAUUACAGUUAUUGAUUCUCAAAGAUAAGGAAUAUUUGUUGUCCACAAAACCAGAUGUUUCAGUAUCUCCUUUUCUUCUUCAGGAAACCAGAGUGUCACCAAAUGAUACCUUUCAUCCUUUUAAAGAUGCUGGGAUUUCCACACUCCCUCCCUGUCCAGCCUUGGAGAAGAUCGACUGGUGGAUAAAUCCGUCUCUAAAUCUGUUUUAGGAUUUGCAGUUUGCUUGAGGCCAUAUGGGGGCCUCAUUUCCCGUGUCAUCCAGGGCUUACUCAGUGUUUAAAUUUCUCAUGUUGUGGGCGUAGUUAUGCCUCAGUCACAGGCUUCAGGGAAAGGUAUAUCCUUUUCUUUACUCCUACAUUCAUAGUAUAUGGAUUAGGAUGGGAAUUAAUACAUUAAUAAGGAAAGACAUAAAAUUUCUGAUUCUGUCACAGUGCAGAAAUGUUUCCAGUGGCCAGAGUAAAUUAUAUCUCAUAAUUUGAGUUUAGAGGUUUUUGAAGGGGGAAAUAUUUUGGGCUUAGUGUCAGGGAGAAUCUAUAAUUUUAAAUUUUCAUUCUGAUUUUGGCUUUUCAAUUGGCUUGAAGGGAAUCUGCAAGACUCUUAGUUAUUCCUAAGUUAAAAAAAUUGGCAUUAGUGUUACUAAUAAUUUUUUCCUUAAAAUACUAACUUUAUGCUUGAAUUUUUAAUGUUUUGUCUGUCUUGAGUCAAAGAAAAACA
Messenger RNA from Chinchilla lanigera (long-tailed chinchilla), 2280 nucleotides. RefSeq names its product exonuclease 3'-5' domain containing 1 (gene Exd1). Gene Ontology annotation, biological process: nucleobase-containing compound metabolic process. Gene Ontology annotation, molecular function: nucleic acid binding; 3'-5' exonuclease activity. NCBI's taxonomy places the organism in Eukaryota, Metazoa, Chordata, Mammalia, Rodentia, Chinchillidae. The record is from RefSeq and is a predicted model, not a curated record.